AUGGCCACUUACACUGCUUACAGUGGCUACAGCAAGCCACCUCAAUCUUAUGUUGGCAGUUACUACGAUGGGAAACCGGCGCUGACAAAUGGAGAGUACGGAGAGUAUGGGGACUCUGUAUAUGAGGAAAAGAAGAAAAUUGAAAAACGGAAGCAACGAAAUGCUAUCUGCUGUGAGGUAAUAGCUCUCAUCAUUGGCUUCAUUGGACUAAUUGGCGUUGCAGCUGUGACGGGCCUGCCGAUGUGGAAGGUAACAGCCUUUAUUCAGGAGAACAUUAUUGUCAUGGAGACCCGCUGGGAGGGUUUGUGGAUGAACUGCUACAGACAAGCCAACAUCAGAAUGCAAUGUAAAGUGUACGAUUCCCUGCUGUAUCUGCCUCCCGAUCUCCAGGCCGCCAGGGGUCUGAUGUGCAGCUCUGUGGCUCUGACCACCUUCGCCCUUAUUGUUUCAGCAGUGGGGAUGAAAUGCACAAAAGUGGUGGACCACCGGGCUCGUACCAAGCAUAUUGUUCUUGUGGCUGGUGGCUGCCUGUUCCUCAUGGGUUGCCUUACAACCCUAAUUCCCGUGUCCUGGACUGGCCAUGUCAUCAUCCAAGAUUUUUACAACCCUCUACUGAUCGAUGCCCAGCGUAGAGAGCUCGGGGAGGCUCUUUACAUUGGCUGGGUGACUUCAGCGUUGCUUUUCAGUGCCGGAGUGAUCCUGCUUUGCCGCCAUGCUCCCCGCACCCAAGAUCCAGAUGAGAUGAUUCAAUACAACCCCACAGGAAGCUUCUACCAACCCGCAUACACCAACCAGCCAGCAUACACCUACCAGCCAGCAUAUACCUACCAGCCUGCUUACUCUGCAGCCCCACCAGGAUCUGUGAUAUACGCACCAAGUCAAUACUAA
Molecule: messenger RNA, 888 nt
Organism: Pelmatolapia mariae (spotted tilapia)
Lineage: Eukaryota; Metazoa; Chordata; Actinopteri; Cichliformes; Cichlidae
Product: claudin-8-like
Exons: 1
Coding region: 1-888 (295 amino acids)
Biological process (GO): bicellular tight junction assembly; cell adhesion
Cellular component (GO): plasma membrane; bicellular tight junction
Molecular function (GO): structural molecule activity
Source: RefSeq, a predicted model, not a curated record